Messenger RNA from Dicrocoelium dendriticum, 515 nucleotides. The record is from the annotation of a GenBank genome assembly. NCBI's taxonomy places the organism in Eukaryota, Metazoa, Platyhelminthes, Trematoda, Plagiorchiida, Dicrocoeliidae.
AUGGGUUUGAAGGUGAUUAUGAUCCCAGAGCCUUCUCUUUUCUGUGUCAUUUUGUUGUCUGAUUUGUUGUGUUCUGUUUCAUGCGACCUACCCGAUGAAUUGUUGUUUCAUUACCUUUUUUUCUCAGAUACGACAUCAGAAGUAAGACACAGUUGUAUUGCCUUGCCGAUGGAGAAGACAAUGGUCUUUCUUGUUGGGCUCCGCAUGUUAACUCUACUGCACACGACAAAGAUCUCACUUGAGCGGCCGGUAUGUGCCGCACAAACCUUGCGGAUUUGAAUGACUUUGUUGCUGAACGAUUGGAAGAAUUGAUGUGGUUGUUCCGCUCUCUCCACUGCAGCCUACUGUCUGCGACGGAUCACUCCUCGUGAACUCACGGUUUCCUGGAAGUUAGUCGUCAGUAAUCGGGCUGCGGUUGCACAUGCGAUACUGGUCAGUUCUCACAAAGGAGCGGAAGUGAUCACUCGACGGUUACCGGCUCUUUCUACUGAGUUCUUCAAAUAAACAGGUUUACG